UCUCAGCUGUAGACUCAUUCUGAGCCUUGCACGUUUUCCUCGAAGCGUUGUCUUGUCGUUCAUUCUCGAGGCUGCAUUCUUCUUCGCAUAAGCGCGAUGCUGUCGCCACUGUUGCCAGCCUUGAGCUCCUGCAUUCGCGGUCACUAGACUAGAACAAGCCUACGCUCGCCCCCUGGAUUGAUUGCAUAUCGUGGCGUCGAAAUCGGAGCAUUUUAUCGUCGGACGCCUUGACGGGGAGUAUCGGUUUCUGUUGGCUCCAACAUUCUCGGCGGAUUCUCUACAGUCUCAGUUCGCUGCCAAAGACGAGUUGCUGUGAGAGGAGAUUGAAUUGGCGUACCGACGGUUUCUUACAGGUCUCUGCGCUGCGAUGCUUCUACAACGACUACGAGAAACUCGAGCUUGCGAUUGAAGACAAGUAGUGAAGAACAGAUUCCCGAACUUCGUGUGCACAGUUGGUUUCUGAUUGCGGCAUUGUAAAGUUUCGCUCAUUCAGCACGAAUCACGACCAUGGCUGCAUCAAAGAAACUCACGAAGUUCCUGAAGAAGGUUUUCCACGUCCCAUCGCACGGCCAUAAACCAUCUUUUUCUCGACAUUCGAGCGCUACCUCGAAUUCAUUUGAUUCAUCCUCUCUCGGAAUUAGCUCGGGGCGGUCAUGGGGGAGCAUGGCAGAUGUUCACUGCUACGACAGCGACGAUGAGCACUCCAGUCUUCCAGCUGAUGUUCCAGCAGGUUGUCUUGCGGUGUACGUUGGCAAGGAGCGAAGUAGGUUUGUCAUCCCCACUUCGUAUCUCUCGAACAGCGCCUUUCGGGCGUUAUUAGCGAAGUCUGAAGAGGAGUUUGGAUUCUGUUGCGACGGAGGCUUGCGCAUCGCCUGUACUCCUGAUGUUUUUGAGCAUUUGCUGUGGUGGUUGAACGGUACUACCCCCGAGUUUGUGGAAGAAGUCGAGGUCGUGGGACAGGAUUGUUCCAGGUAGAAGCAGGUUGAUUCAAGCGGUUUAGAGUUUGGAAACUUUCUCCUCAGAAUGUGUUGCGAACUGCUGCACGCCGGUAUGCAUCUUGUGUGGAGAUGAAGCAUCUUUGACCCCUUGCAUGUGAAGAGGUUUUGAGGAUGUCUGCUCCCUGAGAUUCGGUAUGGCUGAAAGGAGGAAAACCUCUCGCAAGUCGCUUGUAUGUAUUAUAAACAUACAUUAAAGGAAAGAAUCAGAAGCGUAGUACGGAAGCUUAGAAGGCGUAUUUCAGUCAAAGGCCCUGCUAAUCCGUCAGCAAAACGUUGCUGUCGCAACGUUUUGUAAACUGUGUAUAAGAAGUUCAAACGGGAGCUUUAAUCCGCGACAAGAAGCGUUUGGCACCAAGAAGGGUUUUUGGAACGCGCUCCUUGAGCGUGGUACUUAGCUACACCCUCUUAUGAAUUCGUUAUUCUUGCCUCUUAGCAUGUAUAACGACAGGAGCUCGGCCGCAAGACAAGUUAACUCGCGCUUCCACGCAACGUUGCCUCCGAACAUAGGUUUCUGGAGUUUAUGGACAUAUUCGCACAGAGCGCUUUUCCUUACGAAGCAUCUCUUUCUAAAAAGGAAUGACUGCGUUGUAGUUGAACAGGAUGUAGUAUUAGUUGCAAGAGUGUUCAAAUUUGAUGGACCUGGCGUGUUCCACCGCCCUGCUUCACAGUUUUGAGAGCUUAUCAUGUAGGGAUUAUGACGACAAUAUCUAGAACUGCAAUGAGAAGGUACUCCUCUCCGCAUGGAGGGAAGCCUCUUCCCUGCCAGACGUUUCUAAGUACAGGAGUGUAUUUUGGACACUCAACCAAGGAAUAUGCGUUUUAGCAUGUUUUGCAGACUUAGUCUGUAUGUUACGAAUGAGAAUGCUACUUAGAUGAUAUUUAAAUAACACAAUGCUGUGUAUGUUAAACCUUGUGAUUCAACUGAAAGUUUUGCAACAUGUUCUGGUUUUUUAA
Molecule: messenger RNA, 1952 nt
Organism: Physcomitrium patens
Lineage: Eukaryota; Viridiplantae; Streptophyta; Bryopsida; Funariales; Funariaceae
Biological process (GO): response to auxin
Source: RefSeq, a predicted model, not a curated record